Messenger RNA from Bursaphelenchus xylophilus (pine wood nematode), 1363 nucleotides. The record is from the annotation of a GenBank genome assembly. Lineage: Eukaryota; Metazoa; Nematoda; Chromadorea; Rhabditida; Aphelenchoididae.
AUGAGGUUCCGUGUGCUCUAUGAGUAUUUCAUCUACUUUAUCAUCUUGGUAUCUAUUCUGCUAUGUAUGGUGGUAAUGGUAUUAUCGAAGAGUUUGACGAGGAGUCAGACUCGGCAGAAGCGCGACUACGCCUUUAUUGUCAUUUUCAACUCUUGUCUAGACCUUCUGUUUGCACUUUUUGCGUUAAUCAAUAUGCCGGUAAGUCGGUUGUUGGUUCAACUCGCUGUCAAGAUUAUUCUAAUUUCAAUCACCUUGAGCAAGACCCUUUUAGAACGCCAUAACCUACGAAGGGACACUGUUUGUGAUCAACAACAACCCUUUGUUUCGGCAUUUUGCUUAUCCGCAAGCAAAUGCGGUGAUGAUGUUGUUCACGGACAUGACUCUCGUCUUGUCGUUAGGCCAACUGGUCCAUUUUUGGUACCGUCACGACAUAAUUUGCCAUGGUGUUACGUGGUCAAGGAAGCGAUACAUUUUCAAGUUUUUCAGUAUCAGUCUGGUUAUUGUUUCUGACUACGUUUUCUCGGUUCUGGUCCGGGACGACGUUGGACCAUUUGUGAAAUUGCUGGAGGAAACACACUUAUGUAAAUACAGCACCGAGGCAUUCUUGAUGUUUGGGGUAUGAUUUUUCGGCGUCGCGAUACUUGCGGGCAACCUCUUUGUGGACAGCGGGCACUUGCCGAUAGAAAUACGGUUUUUCUCACGUAAUCUCCAUAGUAUGAUAGAAAUUUUACAAGUGCUUGGUACUGAUAAGUACACGAAUCUAUUUUCUAGCUGCGCGCAUAUGUGGGCCGCCGGCUUUUCGUCUUUUUUGGUUGUUUUGACUUGUUUUUGAAAUUAUAAUAUAAUCUCUGUAUUAGGUCGAUUGAAGUUUAAUCGAAUGAAAUUAUAGAUGACGGCUGUUUCAAUAACCAAGAUGGUGGUGUAUCAGGUUGUUUUGACUUCCUUCUACGUGCUCCUCAUUUUCUUCGGAAUCAAAACGCAGCUAACGUUGAGGCGAAACAUUUACAGGUCAUCGCAAAAAACGAUGGAGGGACAACGACUAAUCUUACGAUCAAUGGCAAUGCAGGUAAGGGGUCCAACAAGGAAAACAUCGAAAGUAAUUGGUAAACAUAAGCUUUUAUUGACUGCAUUAAUUUUGCAGGCGUUUUGUCCAGUGGUCACGUUUUACCUCCCUUGCUCGCUAUUUAUUGUUUUUGCUUUCUUAAAAGUGGACUUACUUGACUCCAGCUAUUACUUGGGAUCGCUGGUGCAUUUUCUACCGCUGCUGAACCCUAUCUCGGUAUUGACCCUGAUCCCAUCCUAUCGACGACAUGUUCUGAUAAAAUUUCAACAAAGAAUUGCAACGGUUUCCGACUUCUCGUAA